Saimiri boliviensis boliviensis (Bolivian squirrel monkey) is the source of this 1859-nucleotide messenger RNA. It is a transcript of the gene AHCYL1, whose product is annotated as adenosylhomocysteinase like 1. Gene Ontology annotation, cellular component: cytosol. The record is from RefSeq and is a predicted model, not a curated record. Gene Ontology annotation, biological process: L-methionine cycle. NCBI's taxonomy places the organism in Eukaryota, Metazoa, Chordata, Mammalia, Primates, Cebidae.
UGCAGCGGAGGUGGCGGCGCGGGCAGGUCGGAGCUCGGAGCUGCUGCUUCUGGUUCUCUGGUGGCCGCGCUCGCUGUCCGGCUGCCUUGGGCUGCCACGCAGACGAGGCGCGGACCGCAGCACCUCAGAAGUCGACGCAGCUCGACGCAGGGCCCGGCGGGAGGGUGGGCGAUCGCGUGUUGGAGGGCGCCGCGCGGGCAGGCGGGCGGACGCCGGAGGGGGAAAGAGGCGGGGGCGGCGGGUCAGCCGCGGGCCGGGCCGGCCGGGGGAUGUCGAUGCCUGACGCGAUGCCGCUGCCCGGGGUCGGGGAGGAGCUGAAGCAGGCCAAGGAGAUCGAGGACGCCGAGAAGUACUCCUUCAUGGCCACCGUCACCAAGGCGCCCAAGAAGCAAAUCCAGUUUGCUGAUGACAUGCAGGAGUUCACCAAAUUCCCCACCAAAACUGGCCGAAGAUCUUUGUCUCGCUCCAUCUCACAGUCCUCUACUGAUAGCUACAGUUCAGCUGCAUCCUACACAGAUAGCUCUGAUGAUGAGGUUUCUCCCCGAGAGAAGCAGCAAACCAACUCCAAGGGUAGCAGCAAUUUCUGUGUGAAGAACAUCAAGCAGGCAGAAUUUGGACGCCGGGAGAUUGAGAUUGCAGAGCAAGACAUGUCUGCUCUGAUUUCACUCAGGAAACGUGCUCAGGGGGAGAAGCCCUUGGCUGGUGCUAAAAUAGUGGGCUGUACACAUAUCACGGCCCAGACAGCGGUGUUGAUUGAGACACUCUGUGCCCUGGGGGCUCAGUGCCGCUGGUCUGCUUGUAACAUCUACUCAACUCAGAAUGAAGUGGCUGCAGCACUGGCUGAGGCUGGAGUUGCAGUGUUCGCUUGGAAGGGCGAGUCAGAAGAUGACUUCUGGUGGUGUAUUGACCGCUGUGUGAACAUGGAUGGGUGGCAGGCCAACAUGAUCCUGGAUGAUGGGGGAGACUUAACCCACUGGGUUUAUAAGAAGUAUCCAAACGUGUUUAAGAAGAUCCGAGGCAUUGUGGAAGAGAGCGUGACUGGUGUUCACAGGUUAUAUCAGCUCUCCAAAGCUGGGAAGCUCUGUGUUCCAGCCAUGAACGUCAAUGAUUCUGUUACCAAACAGAAGUUUGAUAACUUGUACUGCUGCCGAGAAUCCAUUUUGGAUGGCCUGAAGAGGACCACAGAUGUGAUGUUUGGUGGGAAACAAGUGGUGGUGUGUGGCUAUGGUGAGGUAGGUAAGGGCUGCUGUGCUGCUCUGAAGGCUCUUGGAGCAAUUGUCUACAUUACGGAAAUCGACCCCAUCUGUGCUCUGCAGGCCUGCAUGGAUGGGUUCAGGGUGGUAAAGCUAAAUGAAGUCAUCCGGCAAGUCGAUGUCGUAAUAACUUGCACAGGAAAUAAGAAUGUAGUGACACGGGAGCACUUGGAUCGCAUGAAAAACAGUUGUAUUGUAUGCAAUAUGGGCCACUCCAACACGGAAAUCGAUGUGACCAGCCUCCGCACUCCGGAGCUGACAUGGGAGCGAGUACGUUCUCAGGUGGACCAUGUCAUUUGGCCAGAUGGCAAACGAGUUGUCCUCCUGGCAGAGGGUCGUCUACUCAAUUUGAGCUGCUCCACAGUUCCCACCUUUGUUCUGUCCAUCACAGCCACAACACAGGCUUUGGCACUGAUAGAACUCUAUAAUGCACCUGAAGGACGAUACAAGCAGGAUGUGUACUUGCUUCCUAAGAAAAUGGAUGAAUAUGUUGCCAGCUUGCACCUGCCAUCAUUUGAUGCCCACCUUACAGAGCUGACAGAUGACCAAGCAAAAUAUCUGGGACUCAACAAAAACGGGCCAUUCAAACCUAAUUAUUACAGGUAA